Molecule: messenger RNA, 1857 nt
Organism: Trichoderma gamsii
Lineage: Eukaryota; Fungi; Ascomycota; Sordariomycetes; Hypocreales; Hypocreaceae
Product: ATP-dependent RNA helicase DBP9
Exons: 5
Coding region: 1-1857 (618 amino acids)
Cellular component (GO): nucleolus
Molecular function (GO): ATP binding; RNA helicase activity; nucleic acid binding
Source: RefSeq, a predicted model, not a curated record
AUGAAGCGCAAGCUCAACGAAAACGACGUGCCAACCUCGGCUGCUGCUGCAUCUGAGGCUGAGAAGCAGGCCGAGACAGCGACGACGACGACGACGACGACGACGACGACAGCAGCGGCGGCUGAAGAAGCGACGUUUGCAGACCUUGGACUCGAUGCUCGACUGGUGCAGGCUGUUGCGGAGCAGGGAUUCCUGAAGCCCACGCUGGUGCAGCGCAGGGCGAUUCCGCUGGCGCUGGAUGGAAAGGAUGUGCUGUGCAAGGCGAAGACGGGGUCGGGCAAGACGGCGGCGUAUGUGCUGCCUGUGCUGGCUGGCAUUCUGAAGAAGAAGAGUGUCGAUUCCACGGCUGCCACGACGGCUCUGAUACUGGUGCCUACGCGAGAACUCGCCGACCAAGUCUUCAAGGCCAUUGAGCUCUUCUCCGUCUUCUGCGCAAAAGACGUGCGUGCCGUGAAGCUGACGGACAAGCUCACCGACGCUGUGCAGCGAUCUCUGCUAUCGACUUCUCCCGACAUUGUCAUCUCGACGCCCGCGCGGGCCUGGCACAACGUCAAUGGCAACUCGUCGGCCCUGGCGCUGGACAAGCUGGCGUAUCUGGUGCUGGACGAGGCGGAUUUACUUUUGUCGUAUGGGUAUAGCGAGGAUUUGGAGAACCUGUCGUGGUCGAUUCCCAAGAGCAUUCAGACGACGAUGAUGAGUGCGACGUUGACAACGGAGGUGGAUUCGCUGAAGAAGAUUUUUUAUCGCGAGCAGCAGCCUGAGUUGUUGGAUUUGGAGGAGCCGGAUGCGGAGGGCGAGGGGGUUACGCAAUUGGUGACGAAGUGUGGUGAGGACGAAAAGUUUCUACUGAUUUACGUCAUCUUCAAGCUUCAGCUGGUCAAGGGCAAAUGCAUCAUUUUCGUCGCCGAUAUCGACCGGUGCUACCGCCUGAAGCUCUACUUUGAGCAGUUUGGCAUUCGAAGCUGUAUUCUGAACUCGGAGCUGCCGGUGAACUCUAGAAUCCACGUGGUGGAAGAGUUUAACCGCAAUGUCUACGACAUCAUCAUCGCCUCUGACGAAAAGGAAGUUCUUGGUAACGAGGAAAAGGCAGAGGAAGAGCAAGAGGACGAAGAAAAUGCGGGCCAGUCCAAGGAGGAGUCUCGGCCCAAGAAGAAGCGGAAGGCUGCCAAGGGAGAUGUGGAAUAUGGUGUUUCUCGAGGCAUUGACUUCAAGAACGUCGCAGCCGUCAUCAACUUUGACCUUCCCACAUCCGCCUCGUCGUAUACACACAGAAUAGGCCGUACAGCACGGGCUGGCCGGACAGGCAUGGCGCUCUCUUUUGUUGUCCCCAAGGAUCUCUACAAAAAGCACAUUUACACGUCCAUCCCCAGCGCGGAGAAUGACGAGAAGAUUCUGGCGAGAAUCACAAAGCAGCAGGCGAAGAAGGGCAAAGAGCUGAACCCGUACGACUUCAACAAGGACCAGGUGGAUGCCUUCAGAUACCGAAUGAACGAUGCGCUGCGUGCGGUGACAAAGGUGGCUAUUCGAGAGGCGCGGACGAGGGAGCUGCGUCAGGAGCUGUUGAAGAGCGAGAAGCUGAAGAGAUACUUUGAAGAGAACCCCACAGAGAUGAAUCAUCUCCGCCACGACGGCGAGUUAAGAACGGCCAGACAGCAGGCCCAUCUGAAGCACGUGCCGGACUACCUUUUGCCCAAGGAGGGCCGACAGGGCAUUGCGGCGGGGGAUAUUGGCUUCGUGCCGCUGAAGAAGCACGAUAGACGCGCGGGAACGAAGAGGAAAGGUGGUGGCAAGAGGAAAGUGGGUGCGCGGAAGGGGGACCCAUUGAAGACGUUUAAGGCGAGACGGAAGACGAAGUGA